This is a messenger RNA of Lathyrus sativus (Indian pea), 498 nucleotides long. The record is from the annotation of a GenBank genome assembly. Lineage: Eukaryota; Viridiplantae; Streptophyta; Magnoliopsida; Fabales; Fabaceae.
AUGGCACUCAGGAUGUGGGCUUCUUCAACUGCCAAUGCACUCAAACUCUCCUCUUCCUCUAGAUUACAUCUCUCCCCUACCUUUUCCAUCUCCAGAUGUUUCUCUAAUGUAUUGGAUGGACUCAAGUACGCACCUUCCCAUGAAUGGGUCAAGCAUGAAGGACCAGUAGCCACUAUUGGUAUCACUGACCAUGCCCAGGACCAUCUUGGAGAGGUUGUGUUUGUGGAGCUUCCAGAACCUGGUGUUUCAGUUACAAAGGGUAAAGGUUUUGGAGCUGUUGAAAGUGUUAAGGCAACAAGUGAUGUAAACUCUCCGAUUUCGGGUGAGGUUGUCGAGGUUAAUACUGAGCUUACCGGAAAGCCUGGCCUGAUCAAUUCAAGCCCAUAUGAAGAUGGAUGGAUGAUAAAAAUAAAGCCAAGUAGUCCAGCUGAAUUAGAUUCCUUGUUGGGUCCAAAAGAGUACACAAAAUUUUGUGAGGAAGAAGAUGCUGCACAUUGA